Nipponia nippon (crested ibis) is the source of this 375-nucleotide messenger RNA. NCBI's taxonomy places the organism in Eukaryota, Metazoa, Chordata, Aves, Pelecaniformes, Threskiornithidae. The record is from RefSeq and is a predicted model, not a curated record.
AUGGGGGCACCCAGGUGUUGGGGACGAAGGGGACCCAGGUGUUGGGGACAGGGGCACCCAGGUGUGUCAGGGAUGGGGGGCACCCAGGUGUCUGGGAUGAGGGGACCCAGGACAUUUGGGACCGAGGGCACCCAGGACGUUUGGGACCAAGGGCACCCAGGAGUUGGGGACGGGGGCACCCAGGUGUCUGGGAUGGGGGGGGACCCAGGUGUUGGGGACAGGGGCACCCUGGUACCCGGGACUGGGGGGACCCAGGACGUUUGGGACCAAGGGGACCCAGGAGUUGGGGACAGGGGCACCCAGCACCUUCCACUUCCCUCCACCGCCUCCCAGUGCCUCCCAGUAAAUCCCAGUGGCCCCCAGUGGCCCUCCUAG